Messenger RNA from Pisolithus orientalis, 768 nucleotides. RefSeq lists its product as uncharacterized. Gene Ontology annotation, biological process: adenylate cyclase-activating G protein-coupled receptor signaling pathway. The record is from RefSeq and is a predicted model, not a curated record. The transcript has 7 exons. Gene Ontology annotation, cellular component: plasma membrane. Bases 1 to 768 code for a protein of 255 amino acids. Lineage: Eukaryota; Fungi; Basidiomycota; Agaricomycetes; Boletales; Pisolithaceae. Gene Ontology annotation, molecular function: G protein-coupled receptor activity.
AUGAGUGAUCAAUUCGACUUCAAGGUCAGGGUGGGGAUGAUCAUCAUGGGCGUGGCGUCUGCUGCCUCAGCGCUUGCCGCUGCUAGUCUGUUGCUGUACAUUGCUUAUAGCGCCGUUACCAUCAAGCCAAAUGCCUCGCGCAGGUGGUCCACCGAAACGCAUAUACAUUAUUAUUUCCUCAAUUUGAUGAUUUCUGACCUUAUCCUGGCUAUCGGUGAAUUGUUCAACGUCAAGUGGAUCGUAGAAGCGAGGGUGUACCCCGGUACUGUUUGCACCAUUCAAGGUAUUUCCGCUUUCAAUUUACUGGACGCUCGUCUUUCAUUGCAUGCAGGUCUCUUCAUGCACGUGGGUGAUCUUGGAGUUUCUCUUAGUACAAUGGCUAUUGCCUUGCACAUACUGCAAGUGUUGGUGCUAAGGUGGAGGUCUCCACCAAAAUUUGCGCUCCUCAUAUUGGCAAUACUCUGGCUGGUUAUCCUUGUUCUGGUAGUCGUGCCAAACGUGGCUCAACAGAACAUUUACGGUCCCACUGGUCACUGGUGCUGGAUCGACAGAAGUACUAUGGAGAAGAUUGCCCUCGAGUAUAUAUGGACCUGGCUAGCUGCUGUAUUGAACAUCAUCUCAUACCUGCUUCUUGCCCUUCUUAUCAAGCGACUCGUUCGUGUGGAUAGUCACGGAUUCCGCUGGAGGGGAAUUCAGGAGAAGGGAACAAUUCCGUAUGGAACGGGGACAUCUACAGAGAGUGUCAGUGCAACUCAAAUGUUGUUGUAA